AUGUCCCACCUGCAGCUCCCUGGCCGCCACCUCGAGCGCUUCGGUGGGCUCUCGCUCAUUUACUGGACGCUCAUGGGACCGUACGGGAUGGACCGGACCGCACAUUCCUUCGACUUCUACGACUGUGCCAACGGGCUGGGUAUAAAAGUAAUUGGUGGCAUCAAGGAACUCACUGGAGAAGAAUAUGGAGUUUAUGUGAAGAGGAUCCUUCCAGGGGGUGUUGCUUAUGCAGAUGGGCGCCUGCAGCCAGGAGACCAGAUCCUGGAGGUCAAUGGAGAGUCCCUAAUUGGGGUUACGAGCGAGAGGGCUGUGGACAUCCUGAGGACAGCAUCAGCCACCAGCCACAUGCACCUCCUGGUAGCCCGCGACGACGACGCCAGGAGAGAGUUUGCUGAGCUGCUGGAGAAGUUUGGCUCCCAGAGCAACACGGGCUCAGCGCGGAGCUCCCCGGUCCUGCACGGUGGCAGUCGGUACCUGGAAAGCACGUCCUCGGGCUCGUCCUCCCGCUCCCAGAGCCCCCUGCUGCUCAGCCCCGCCAGCUCCCACGGGCCCUGCCUCGGGAACCCCCCGCACCCCCCGCACGCACACUACUCCAUUGAUUCAGGAAUCCAGAGCAUUUCUAUAGCAAAAUCCUCUGGCUUAGGGCUGACCAUCAGUGGUGGAUCCAACAGGCCUGAUGGCCCCAUGAUUUACGUCCAAGAGCUUGUGCCAGAUGGUGACUGUUACAAGGAUGGUCGGCUCCGACCUGGUGACCAACUCAUUGCUAUCAAUAGAGAUUCUUUGGUGGGCAGCACGUAUGAAGAGGCCAGAAAAAUAAUUGCAAAAGCCAAAUUCAGACACGAGGGAAGCACAGAAGUGGCCUUUGUUCCUGGAAGGGGACGGUUACAUCCUGGCCUGUCAGUUCAUAACAACGUCCCAUCACCACCUCCCAGGGCUGUGGGAAACGGCCUGAGCUCCUGCAGACUGAAGGUCCACGUCAGGUCACCAGAGAGCAGGCAUGAAAAUCACUCUCCUGUGCCUUCUUUGUCACCAGACAUUUGCCCACCAGAGCUUACUGUCUCAGCACCUGCUUCAGCAUCUAAUCAUAAAGCAGCUUCAGGCACCAAACCAAAAGUAGCCCUGGAUCCCCAUAUCAGGAUCAAGGAUGGGAAACUGGAACUGGUUCUCCAGUAUCUUGGCCUGACUGUGAGCGAGGAGAAGAAGAGGCAGUUACGGCAAAGCCUGAGCACAGACUCGCAGGGGACAGUGGCCUAUGGAGAUCUUCUCCAAGCACUCAGGGACCUGAUGCCAGAGGAGCUGGACGAGGCUGGUCUGGAUUCCAGCUCCAUGCUCUUCACACAGCAUGAAGUGGCCAGUUUGCUGGAUACGUCGGCUUUUCACUCCCCGGCCUUUGACAAUCUCAACUGUAAUGGCAACGAGGAGCUGGAGCAGCUGCAGCUGGAAAUGAUGGAUCUACGGCAAGAAGUCCGAAGGCUAAAGUCUCUCCUGAAAGAGGUAGAGAACAGCAAGAAGUCAAUGGAAGAGGAGCUUCAGAGACUGAACCAGAAAGCCCUGGGAUUCCUGUCUGAGAACCGGACACUGCACAGCAAGCUGCAGAUGGCAGAGGUGGUGCAGAGACAGGCUCACAGUGCUGAGCAGGACUAUGAGGAAGUCAUCCACCUGCUGGAAGCUGAAAUUGCAGAACUGAAGAUGCAGCUGGCGGGGAAGAAAGCAAAACAUGUCUCUGAAAUAGAGGAGGACAUCUUGGAACUGAGAAGACAGUUGUCCCUGGCUGACGGCCAGUUACGGAAAUCAGAAGUCUCACGGAAGCGCCUGGAGAUCUGCAAUAGGAAACUGCUCCUGUUUGUGCAGAACGUCCACAAGGUCCUGAGCGUACCCAGUCAUUUACCAGAUGAGAAAAGAGCCAGCAGUGAAACAGAAGAGGAUAAAACAGAUGCAGUCUCAGACACAUCUCUUCCAUCUUCAGAUCUGGUUGACCUUUUGCUAUCAGAAGCUAAAGAGCUGUUAGCACCAAUCCUCUCCAAGAAGGAUGCUCUGCCACGUGACAGGGACCAGUGCCUGCCUGCUGAAGGAACCCCAAAUUACAAGGACCACCUUCAUCAGAAGACCACAUGGCCCCCUCCUGCAAGCCAGGCCAAGAGUGACCAACCACAGCCACCAAGUCCAACCAACGAGCUUCCCAAGAAGCCCACAUAGACCCCCCCCAUGGCUUGCUCCAAACUGGGGCUUGUCCAUAACAGCUGCUGCUGUGCUGGGAGAUGGGAAGGCCACACCAUGGGUGCUCCAGCUUCUAGACAAACCAGACUGAGAAACAAGACUUCUACCACAAGACUGACUCUUCCUAACCACCCAGGACAUUCUCAGCAACCUCCCCAGUGCGUCUACCUCCGAGUUACCACACAAGGCUACUUGCUUACGGUUUUGCAGCUUUAUAGGAAAAAUGUUCUCCAGGCUACAACGACCUGGAUUUCACUGGCAGCCUUCUAGAGCUUGUAUUCUGGGUAGUAAGAGGAGCAUGAACGUACCCAAGGGUCUCCAAGAGGUUCCUUUUGGUAUUUCAUAUGAAAAACCAAAGUAUAAUUAGCGACUGUAAUCGAAGCAGCUUCAUCUGUAGCAUCCUAGCUGUCUUGGGAUAGGUACUGCUCUUUUCAUUCUUUUUGUGUAGCUUAUCCCAGCUGCAAUGUUGGAAAUGGAAGGCACCAUCUCAGCUGGUUGUUGAAGGAGAGCAGAGGCAGCCAGCCCAGCUAGUGGUGACGACCCAUUGCUGAACACCAGCCACCCCCUGGAGUGCAGGAGAGGACACAGUGAAUGUAUUUCACUCUUUCAGGCCCAUGGUGUCACCUGGAACCUAGA
Molecule: messenger RNA, 2853 nt
Organism: Apus apus (common swift)
Lineage: Eukaryota; Metazoa; Chordata; Aves; Apodiformes; Apodidae
Product: syntaxin-binding protein 4-like
Exons: 22
Coding region: 1-2196 (731 amino acids)
Molecular function (GO): protein binding
Source: RefSeq, a predicted model, not a curated record